Molecule: messenger RNA, 3750 nt
Organism: Neomonachus schauinslandi (Hawaiian monk seal)
Lineage: Eukaryota; Metazoa; Chordata; Mammalia; Carnivora; Phocidae
Gene: AMOTL1
Product: angiomotin like 1
Exons: 13
Coding region: 203-3052 (949 amino acids)
Biological process (GO): establishment of cell polarity involved in ameboidal cell migration; hippo signaling; angiogenesis
Cellular component (GO): plasma membrane; cytoplasmic vesicle; bicellular tight junction
Source: RefSeq, a predicted model, not a curated record
GCGGGGCGCGCGGGACGCUCUAGGACCCAGCAGCGGCGGACGGCUUCGGGGCUGGAGGUGAAGCCCUGGCAUUUCUCUCCUUCCUGUGUGAAUGGGGCUGACUGUCGGGCGCCGCUUCCCCGCGCUGCCCCACGCCAUGCCCUGCACGCUGCCCGGCGGCCGCCUUCCCCAGCCGCGCCACUGAGCUAGCCAUGGUCGCCUCAUGUGGCGGGCAAAGUUGCGCCGGGGAACUUGUGAGUCUGCGGUGAAAGGUCCCCCUCCUAUUGGUUACAGCCCUGGUAGUCCUGCCCCGAUUCUAGAAGACCCCAACUACUUUUUCCCAGACUUCCAGCUCUAUUCUGGGAGGCGUGAACCAUCUGCUUUGACGGUGGAGGCAAACGGUAGUGGCAUCAGGGAAAAAGUUGUUGAGGACUCCCUGUGUCACUUCCAGCCCCCGAGCCUCCUGAGGACCUCAGAGGUGGAAAUGAGAGGUUCCGAGGAUGCGGCAGCUGGGACAGUGUUACAGCGGCUGAUCCAGGAACAACUGCGGUAUGGCACCCCGACCGAGAACAUGAACUUGCUGGCCAUUCAGCACCAGGCCACAGGGAGCGCAGGACCCGCCCACCCCACCAACAGCUUUUCUUCCACGGAAAACCUCGCUCAAGAAGACCCACCAAUGGUCUACCAGUCGGCACGCCAGGAACCGCAGGGUCAAGAACACCAGGUGGACAAUACGGUGAUGGAGAAACAGGUGCGGUCCACGCAGCCUCAGCAGAACAACGAGGAGCUGCCCACUUACGAGGAGGCCAAGGCGCAGUCCCAGUUCUUUCGGGGCCAGCAGCAGCAGCAGGGGGCUGCCGGCCAUGGUUACUACAUGGCGGGGGGCAGCAGUCAAAAGGCCCGGACUGAGGGGAGGCCCACGGUGAACCGUGCCAACAGUGGACAGGCGCAUAAGGACGAGGCGCUGAAAGAACUCAAGCAGGGCCACGUCCGCUCUCUCAGUGAGAGGAUCAUGCAGCUGUCGUUGGAGAGGAAUGGUGCUAAGCAGCACCUCCCUGGCUCAGGGAAUGGAAAGGGGUUCAAGGCAGGAGGGGGACCCUCCCCAGCCCAGCCUGCAGGUAAAGUGCUGGACCCCCGGGGUCCUCCACCUGAGUACCCCUACAAGACCAAGCAGAUGAUGUCCCCCGUCAGCAAGACCCAGGAGCAUGGACUUUUCUACAGUGACCAGCACCCAGGGAUGCUCCAUGAGAUGGUCAAGCCUUAUCCUGCUCCUCAGCCUGCGAGAACGGAAGUGGCUGUCCUACGGUACCAGCCGCCCCCAGAGUACGGGGUAACGAGCCGCCCCUGCCAGCUCCCUUUCCCGUCGACCAUGCAGCAGCACAGCCCCAUGUCCUCCCAGAACCCCCCGGUCAGCGGGCCGCUGCACUCCGUGUCCUUGCCACUUCCACUGCCCGUGACCCUGGCGGCUCCGCAGCCCCCGCCGGCCGCCUCGCCCAGCCAGCAGCUUGGGCCUGAUGCCUUCGCCAUCGUGGAGCGAGCCCAGCAGAUGGUGGAGAUCCUAACCGAGGAGAACCGGGUGCUUCACCAGGAACUUCAGGGUUACUAUGACAAUGCCGACAAGCUCCACAAGUUUGAAAAAGAACUUCAGAGAAUUUCAGAAGCCUAUGAGAGCCUGGUCAAGUCCACGACCAAGCGGGAAUCACUGGACAAGGCAAUGAGAAACAAACUGGAAGGCGAGAUCCGAAGGCUUCACGAUUUCAACAGAGACCUCCGAGAUCGCCUAGAGACGGCCAACAGGCAGCUGUCUAGCAGGGAAUACGACGGGCACGAAGACAGAGCUGCAGAGGGGCUCUACGCUUCCCAGAACAAAGAGUUCUUAAAGGAGAAGGAGAAGUUGGAAAUGGAGUUAGCAGCCGUGCGGACCGCGAGCGAGGACCACCGGAGACACAUUGAGAUCCUGGACCAGGCUCUGAGCAACGCCCAGGCCAGAGUCAUCAAGCUGGAGGAGGAGUUACGAGAGAAGCAAGCCUAUGUGGAGAAGGUGGAGAAGCUCCAGCAGGCCCUGAGCCAGCUGCAGUCUGCGUGUGAGAAGCGAGAGCAGAUGGAGCGGAGACUGCGGACCUGGCUGGAGAGAGAGCUGGAUGCGCUGAGGACCCAGCAGAAACAUGGAAAUGGCCAGCCAACCGGCAUGCCAGAGUAUAAUGCCCCGGCCCUCAUGGAACUUGUGAGGGAGAAGGAGGAGCGGAUCCUGGCCCUGGAGGCCGACAUGACCAAGUGGGAGCAGAAGUACCUGGAGGAGAGUACCAUCCGACACUUUGCCAUGAACGCUGCGGCCACAGCAGCUGCUGAGAGGGACACCACGAUCAUCAACCACUCGAGGAAUGGCAGCUACGGCGAGAGCUCACUGGAGGCCCACAUCUGGCAGGAGGAGGAGGAGGUGGUGCAGGCCACCAGGAGGUGUCAGGACAUGGAGUACACUAUUAAGAAUCUCCAUGCCAAAAUCAUAGAGAAGGACGCCAUGAUUAAGGUCCUUCAGCAGCGGUCCCGUAAAGACGCCGGGAAGACGGACUCCUCGAGCCUGCGUCCCGCCCGCUCCGUCCCAUCCAUUGCUGCGGCCACUGGGACCCACUCCCGCCAGACCUCGCUUACCAGCAGCCAGUUAGCCGAGGAGAAGAAGGAGGAGAAGACCUGGAAGGGGAGCAUAGGGCGGCUGCUGGGGAAGGAGCACCACGAGCACGCUUCGACCACCCUGGCCGCUGCGCUGUCCCCCAGCGCCUCCACCACCUCGGCCGGCAGCGCCCACGCUAAGACGGGCAGCAAGGACAACAGCACCCAGACGGACAAGAGCGCCGAGCUCUUCUGGCCCAGCAUGGCCUCCCUGCCCAGUCGCGGCCGGCUGAGCAUGACCCCUUCCAAUAGCCCCGUCCUGAAACACCCGGUGGCUAAAGGGGCCGCAGAGAAACCGGAGAACCCUCCGGGCCACGGGAAGUCCCCUGACCACAAAGGCCGCGUCAGCAGCUUGCUCCACAAGCCCGAGUUCCCUGAUGGAGAGAUGAUGGAAGUUCUCAUCUAACACUGGCGUCCCUGCUGCUUUCUGUGAGGGGAUCUUGACAAAUGAGGAGUGUGGCCGAGAGGGAGAAGAAAGAUCGAGAAAGUUGUGGAUGGGAAAUCAGGAACGAUGUGAACUGAUAAGAUCUUAAAUUAGUAAGAACACUUUUUAUAAACGUUUAAAAAAAUAAUCAGGAGACCUACAUGACUGAAGAUGAGGAGAAUGCUAUGGAUUCGUACCUCAUAUGGUAGAAGAGAGAAGAUGCAUGUAGGUUUGGAAAUCCCACAGGAAGUGGGAUUUUCACUGUAUAGAAAGUGUAUCUCUUGGGGAGGGUCUGUGUACACCCACUCUCUGGCUAUAAACACAUAAACCUGAACAUGGAUCUUCCUUGAAAUAUCCCCAUUCUCCUUGCCUCUUAGCAUGUUUGUUUUUGGUUUUUUUAUUUUUUAAGAAGAACCUUCUAGAAAUCUCCGAGAGCCCAUCUCAGCGUCAUGUAAUGUCACCUGUGCCAUCGGGGUUUCCUGUGAAUGUGUGUGGGGUUGGCAGUGAGAAGACGUGUCUGCGGGUGAUGGGAAUUUAGCAGGCGGUUCUCACCAAACUCCCUGCUUGGUUUGGAUUUUCAGGAGAUGGCGGGGCUUCUUAGCUUCUGGGUUCAGCCAUAAAAAUACGGAACAGGAAGGGAGCAUUAUGAUCUUGGUGCUCAAACUCCCUAACUGCUCUGA